AUGGUUCAGUACCAGCCGGGCCUGUAUGGAGGGACCAGCAGCAGCGCCUCUCCAGCCUCCAGCUCCAGUGUCUCCCCCAUCGUGUGUGCCCGCUGUGGGGAGCCCUGUCGGGGGGAGGUGGUCCGGGUCAAGUCCUCACACUUCCAUGUCCACUGCUUCACCUGCCACGACUGUGCGGGCUGUGGGCAGGAGAUCCGGCAGGGGCAGUCGCUCCUGGCGCUGCAGCGACAGUGGCACGUGUCCUGCUUCAAGUGUCGAACCUGCGGCUGCGCUCUCACCGGCGAGUACAUCUGCAAGGAUGACGUCCCGUACUGCGAGGCUGAUUACCACUCUCAGUUUGGCAUCAAGUGUGACGGCUGCAGCAGCUUCAUCAGCGGGAGAGUGCUGGAGGCUGGAGGGAAGCAUUAUCAUCCAACUUGUGCCAAAUGUGCCCGCUGUCAGAUGAUGUUCUUGGAAGGAGAGGAGAUGUACAUAACAGGUGCAGAGGUUUGGCACCCCAUGUGUAAGGAGUCUGCCAGACUGGAGAGGAAACUCAGGGAUCUGUUGGAUGGACUCGAGACCAGAACGAGGCGGUCGUCCGGUUCUGUUUACACAGAUUCUCCUGUGCACAGUCGACACGGAGGCUCCCCGCUGCACUGCUUUCUGCCCGCUUCGGAAGACAACAUCUACAGGAAGCCACCCAUCUACAAGCGACAAGUUCGGGCUAGAAGUCUGCAGAGAAGACUUUUCCGCGCUCACUUGGAGGAAAAGGACUCCGAGCACACUGACCUGCUACUUCACACUGAUAAGGAAAAAACGUUGCCUCCACGGGAGCUCUCAAAAGAUCUGCUGAAACAAACCAAGGAGCUCAGAGAACAGUUAGAAGUAGAGAGGAAGGAACACCAGGCCUCCCAAAAGGCCCUGCAGCUUGAGAACCAGGUCUUAAGAGAGAGAAUGAAUGAGAUGGUUAAAAAUCAUGUCCAACAGACGCUGGCAUUAAAGAAUCGCUGGCAAGCCAAGUGUGACAAACAUGUGAAAAAGGAGAGAGAUCAUUGGGAAGAAAAAAUUGAAGCCAAAGAUGAAUAUAUUCAGCGUCUAGAAGACCAACAUUUCGCAGAAAAUGAAGACCUAUGCAAUACCGCACAAAUAUACGAAGAUCAGGUCCAGUCCCUUUUGAAUACCCUCAAUCUGAGGAUAGAGCAGAGCAACUCUCUGCAAAAGCUCCUGCAAGAGGAGCAGAACAAGAAUGAGGCCCUCAAUGAUCAGCUGAAAGAGGAAAUAAAGGCCAAAACUGCAGCACAGCAAGAGGCUGUGCAGCUGCAGAAACAGAGGGACAAGCUUCAAGCAAAACUGGGGACUCUCACAUCUGUCCUGGACCAAAAGAGGCGUGCAAACCAAGAGGCCAUGGAGAAGAAUGAGGACAUCAACAAUCAGGGGAAAGAGGAGGCAAAGGCCAAAACUGCGGCACAGAGAGACAUGGAGCAGCUACAGAGAGAGAGAGACAAUCUUCAAACUAAAGUGUUGUCUCUCACAGCCGCCCUGGACCAAGAGAGUCAUGAAAAGGAACAACUGCAGGCCAAAGUGCAGGAGAAGGAGAGGACAAUAGACUCUUUCACAGCCGAUGUUUCAUCUUUAAGAUUUGCUUCGAACAAGAAGGAACCAAAGAUCAGCGCUUCAAGUCAGGAACAAAUAGACAGUCUACAAAAGACAGUUCUAAAAACUGAACAGGAGAUGACAUGCCUGAAGGAAACCCAUGAAAAACAGAUGUGGACAAUGAAGUUAAAGGUGCAGGAGAUAUCAGAGGCUCUGAACACUUCAAAGAGCAACAACUCUGCUCUGAAGCCAGAACAUGAAGAGCUUCAGGAAACCACGGAAAGGAAACAGGAGAAAAGGAAACAGAGGGACACGCUUCAAGCCAAACUGGGGACUCUCACGGCCGCCCUGGACCAAGAGAGUUGUGAAAAGGAACAACUGCAGGCCAAAUUGCAGGAGAAGGAGAGGACAAUAGACUCUCUCACAGCCGAUGUUUCAUCUUUAAGAUCUGAUUUGAACAAGGAGAAACCAAAGAUCAGCGCUUCAAGUCAGGAACAAAUAGAAAGUCUACAGAAGAAACUGCUAAAAACUGAACAGGAGAUGACAUGCCUCAAGGAAACCCAUGAAAAACAGAUGUGGACAAUGAAGUUAAAGGUGCAGGAGAUAUCAGAGGCUCUGAACACUUCAAAGAGCAACAACUCUGCUCUGAAGCCAGAACAUGAAGAGCUCCAGGAAACCACGGAAAGGAAACAGGAGAAAAGGGUGAAGUGGUGGAGAAAGUGGUCGUUCUGGAGAGGAGCAAAGGUCCAUCCUAUGAGUGUUCCGUCUGUUUAA
Knipowitschia caucasica is the source of this 2346-nucleotide messenger RNA. NCBI's taxonomy places the organism in Eukaryota, Metazoa, Chordata, Actinopteri, Gobiiformes, Gobiidae. The record is from the annotation of a GenBank genome assembly.